AUGACAAGUGAUACUGCUACUACUUUUGCGAUUGUUACUGGAACAAGCCGCACUUCUGUGCCACCGGCAGAAAAACCAGGAAACUUUUCUGGAAAGUUCACCAACGAAGACCCUCCUGUGCCCGCUGCUGAUAUGCCGGCCAAUGAAAAGUUUAUGAUUACUGAGGCAUGGACACAGGCAGAUUUUCUAUGCAAGGGAUACAUCCUAAGUGCUUUGGAUGAUGAUUUGUAUAAUGUCUACAGUGCUGUGAAAACUUCUAAAGAAUUGUGGGAUGCACUUGAGAAGAAGUACAAGACUGAAGACGCAUGCUUGAAAAAAAUUGUGGUUGCUAAGUUCCUAGACUAUAAAAUGAUAGAUAGCAGAACUGUUGGAACCCAGGUUCAAGAACUACAACUUAUUUUUCAUGACCUUAUUACUGAAGGUAUGGUAGUUAAUGAAGCAUUUCAAGUGGCUGCGAUGAUAGAAAAGUUGCCUCUUUCGUGGAGAGAUUUCAAAAAUUAUCUAAAGCACAAGUGCAAGGAAAUGAAGUUAGAAGAUCUUGUGAUUCGUCUCAAGAUUGAGGAAGAUAACAAAACACGAACAUCGUUGAAGAUGCUGCUUCAAAGAAUAAGAAAAGGAAGCAACCUUUUGGAAAGAAUUAGGCGCAGAACAAGAAAAAGUUCAAGGGCAAUUUUUAUAAUUGUGGGAAAGAAAAAGGACAAGAGAAAGAGACAAGCCAAUAUGGUGGAAAAUAAAGAAGGUAUCGAUGAUCUGUGUGCAAUGCUAUCAGAAUGCAACCUAGUAGGUAAUCCCAAAGAAUGGUGGCUUGAUUCGGGAGCUACUUCGCAUGUGUGUACAGUCCGAGAAGCCUUCUCUACUUAUUCCCCUGCAGCACCUGAUGCGAUGAUCUAUAUGGGAAAUUCUGCAACUGCUAAGAUUGAAGGAUAUGGGAGAGUAUUUCUGAAAAUGACAUCUGGCAAGGUGGUGACACUGAACAAAGUGUAUCAUAUUCCAAAAAUGCAAAAGAAUUUGGUGUCUGCCGGCCUUCUUAUCAAGAAUGGAUUCAAUAAGGAUGAAGCAAUUGAUGCAUUUAAGCAAUACAAGAACGAAGUGGAAAAUCAAUUGAAUAAUAAGAUAAAAAUGAUUAGAAGUGAUAGGGGUGGAGAAUACGAAUCUCCUUUUGAAAAGAUAUGUUUAGAAUAUGUCAAAUGGAAUUGUGGAAAGGAAAAACCAAACAUUAAAAGAAAUGAUGAAUGCUUUAUUAAUAAGUUCUGGUUUACCGCAGAACUUGUGGGGGGAAGCUAUCCUUACAGCUAA
Messenger RNA from Solanum dulcamara, 1296 nucleotides. RefSeq lists its product as uncharacterized. Bases 1 to 1296 code for a protein of 431 amino acids. The transcript has 6 exons. The record is from RefSeq and is a predicted model, not a curated record. NCBI's taxonomy places the organism in Eukaryota, Viridiplantae, Streptophyta, Magnoliopsida, Solanales, Solanaceae.